This is a messenger RNA of Trichoderma virens Gv29-8, 1769 nucleotides long. RefSeq lists its product as uncharacterized. Gene Ontology annotation, cellular component: nucleoplasm. Gene Ontology annotation, biological process: regulation of gene expression. Bases 192 to 1769 code for a protein of 525 amino acids. The record is from RefSeq and is a predicted model, not a curated record. NCBI's taxonomy places the organism in Eukaryota, Fungi, Ascomycota, Sordariomycetes, Hypocreales, Hypocreaceae. Gene Ontology annotation, molecular function: RNA binding. The transcript has 5 exons.
CAUCCCCCGAUUUGGCAUCAAAAUCAUCCGUUAUUUAUCAUCUAGGGGUAGGGAAGAGAUUUUCCUAACCAGAUUACUUCUACGGCCCCCGAUUUCCACACCUUGGGGCUACUAGACACCCAGAAUCGCGGUGUCAGGUCUACUCACCUCACGCCAAUCCCGAAUUCAUCUUCUACCACAUCAUCUCCAUCAUGACGGAAGCGGAGAACUUCGAAGACGAUCUUUUCGCCGACCUCUACGAGGAUACUGAUGCAAAGCCUACCGCGCCGGUCACGAGUGCGGUCCAAAAUGCUGACACCAAGGCUCCCGAACAGCACGAACCGGCUGCCGCCCCAGCUCCCGCUGGUGAUGAAGAGAGUGCCGGUUACGAUGCGAUGAACCAAGAUGCGGACGACGACGAAGAUGAUGUUGACUUUAACCUGGGAGGAGGAAACGCUUCAAGCAGCACCAAUUUGAUGCCGCAAGAUGACAUGCCGGCAACCCCUCCAUAUGGGACCGUUCAUAAAGCCAGUGCCAAGGAAGAUGGAAAAAUGUUCAUUGGUGGAUUGAACUGGGAGACAACAGACCAAUCCCUACGAGAUUACUUCUCCCAGUUUGGUGAAGUCGUCGAGUGCACCGUGAUGAGAGAUAGCAGCUCCGGACGGUCUCGAGGGUUUGGUUUCUUAACUUUCAAGGAUCCCAAGACUGUCAACAUUGUCAUGGUCAAGGAGCAUUUUCUAGAUGGCAAAAUCGUGAGUUUGCUCCCCUGCCAUAAUCCUUGUAUCGACCCCAAGCGGGCUAUUCCUCGUGACGAGCAAGAGAAGACGAGCAAGAUUUUCGUCGGUGGAGUCAGCCAGGAUACGACAGACCAGGAAUUCAGAGAAUACUUCGCUCAGUUUGGCCGAGUAGUCGAUGCCACGUUGAUGAUGGACAAGGAUACCGGUAGACCCCGAGGUUUUGGGUUUGUCACCUUUGAGAGUGAAGCAGGCGUGGAUGCUUGCAUCAAUGUGCCGCUUGAAAUACAUGGAAAGCCUAUCGAAGUUAAGAAAGCACAGCCAAGGGGUAACCUACGAGAAGAAGAAGAGGCAGCCAAGCGUGGAAAGUUCCGAAAAGGUGAAGAACAGUCUGUUCAAGGUGGAAUGGGUCAACAGAUGGGGAGCAACAAUUCGGCCAUGACGCCACAGCUCAUGGCUCAAUAUUUCCAGCGCAUGCAGCAAUACUUUGCCAUGAUGCAGUCGCAGAUGGCCAUGUCGCGAGGCAUGCCCAUGAACCCGGCUAUGUGGCAGCAGAUGCAACAAAUGCAACAAAUGCAGCAGAUGAUGGGUCGGGGCGGUGGCCCUGGACAGAACAUGAUGGGCCAGAUGAAUCCUCAGAUGAUGCAGCAGAUGCAGCAGAUGCAGCAACAGAUGAUGCAGCAGCAGCAACAGGGAGGCGGCCAGGGCGGGGACGGCUAUAACGGCUAUGACCAGUACCAACAGCAAGGCCCCCAAGGUGCUCAUGGCGGCCGGCGAGGCGGUCGUGGGGGCUAUGGAGGCGGCGGCUAUGGCAUGGGUGGAGGUGGAGGAGCUCCCACAUCUUGGGAGGGCAUGUACGACGAUGUGCCGCAGCCUAAUGCCAGCCAAGGAUCAUCUCGGCGCGGCGGAAGUGUUGGCCAGGGAGGCACGCCGGAUGCUCAGCACUCACCCCCAGCCAAUGCUCCAACAGGGCCCAAGAAUGCCGGAAAGCCUGGUGCAAAUUACCGCGGCGGAGGACGUGGCGGAAACAGAGGCUUCCACCCCUAUGCCCGAUGA